AUGGGGAACUUUUUAUGGGACGAAGAAUAUAAUGACAUGUGUUAUUCGCAGCAUUAUAAUGGUCGACCAUUAUCUGUUGUUCUAACUGAACCCUACGAUCCAUUUGAACCUCAACCAACAUCGUUCUUUGAUGACAUUCCUUACAUAGAAAGUGACUUUGCUUCGCUACAUCGUCAUCACCAUCACCAUCAUCAUCAUCAGCAGCAUCACCAUCAACUACGUCAACAUCAACAACAUCGCCAUCGUAGUCGUUCAUCUGGCCGUCGAUACAAACGAGAGUAUUACAGUGCUUAUCAUCCGAAUGCUAACUAUCAUUCAUACUCGUUCUCGCCACCUCCACCGCCAGCGGUUCCACGUCGAGCAAUGACUCGUGUAUCUUCACGAGAAGUUCUCAUUGAAAAAAUAGAAACUGUAACGAUCGAAGAACAACAACGUCGACCACCACCGCCACUUCCUUGUAUGGUUUCAUAUGUACGCACACCAUCACCACCUAUUCGACAACUCAAAAUACGCACUCGACCUUCAUCUUGUUUUGAUUUACACAAAGAAUCAACAGAAGUUCAUCAACAUCAGCAACAGAGAGAAAAUCGCUGGUCAAAAUUCGUUGAUGAACAACGUGAAGAACAUUUUGAAUAUAGUUAUAAUUAUAACAAAACUCCUGAUCGAGUUGUACCAAUUGAACGAGAAAGACCACCAACACCAGCUAGGAUUGUUUUCCAUGACGCAACAACAUCAACCGAGGAUCUUUAUAUUUCACCACCAAAACCAGUUCGUCCUCAAACAAGAGACACAGGAACAACAACAGUCGGUUUACCUAAACGCCCAUUAUGUGUUACAGAAACUCAAAUUAUUGAACGAUUUGAGAAAACUGAAAAAGUACGACGCGAUUCAACAUCAAGUGCAGAAGGAAUAGGUACAUUGACAAAACCAUGUAAUGCAUUGAAUCUUUCUGCGGCCGAACGUAAACGUGAAAAGAGUCGCACAAUUGUUCGUUCAACAUCCAAACCGCGUGAAAUUCUUGUUGAUACUUCGGGAAUUUUCGGUUUCCCUGGUGAAUUCUCUGAACCGACAUCACCUCAAGCUAUGGAAAGCGGUCCAACUAUGUUAUCUCGUUCGCCUUUCAAGCCACCUGAUUUACUUUAA
Molecule: messenger RNA, 1143 nt
Organism: Adineta ricciae
Lineage: Eukaryota; Metazoa; Rotifera; Eurotatoria; Adinetida; Adinetidae
Source: the annotation of a GenBank genome assembly